Messenger RNA from Coniophora puteana RWD-64-598 SS2, 2693 nucleotides. RefSeq lists its product as uncharacterized. Lineage: Eukaryota; Fungi; Basidiomycota; Agaricomycetes; Boletales; Coniophoraceae. The record is from RefSeq and is a predicted model, not a curated record. The transcript has 3 exons. Bases 45 to 1748 code for a protein of 567 amino acids.
GUGCGGCCUUCCACCUUUGUGGUGUGGAGAAUGCUUCCACCGCUAUGCCCUCUGCUGCCAUCCAGUCCAGAAUAAAAGCCUUUGAGGCACUCUCGGCACCAUCGACGAGCGACACAGAUGGGUCCUCACAGCCAGCAACUCAGGUGACGAAGACAACGGUGCCAGACUCGUCAAGCCUGCUGGAGACACCCAUCUCUCCCACUGCGCAGACGUACCGUCCAAUCGCCCCGCUCACGGUUCCUCGUUCGUCGAGUAGAUCACCCUCACCUUCACCGCCGAACCUUGGACGAAAGUCGUCGCUGAUUGACCUCAAAGACUGGGUGGUUGAUGACGGGCCAAAGAAUGAUUCCGCACGCAAUGGGAGCACAGGUGUCAACAGUCUGCGCACCAAUAUCAAUGGCUCCUCUACUCCACUCAUCAAUCUUGAGUCUGCUCCAAAGUCACGGCCGCCAUUGCCCCCACGCAAGCCGUCGUAUACUUCAAUCAAAUCGACCUCUUCAUCUCCGUCUGGCUCAGGGGGACUCGGUGCUACACUCAAGCCCCCACCAAUCGCCGGAUCACGCCCCGUUGAGCAUACAUACCCCCCGACGAACGGAAAUGAAGGGUUUGGGACAUCUCGCAAAGGACACGCGCCCACUUCCUCGAUAUCCUCGUUCCAUUCUGUAUCACUCUCCGACGGUGGAACUAUCGACUCCAUCCCUUCUGCAGUUUCCCUAAGUCGAGAGGCGAAUGCGAGUACAGAUGCUGACUCUGCUAGCCUCGACGAGUCUUUCGAGAACGUUUCCGCCUCAUCUGCGGUCAGCCCGGGCGCAGCGUCCAGACACUUUGACUGGGGCAACGCCACCGUGCGGCCUGCGGACCCCAGACCGGUCCCUCCUAGGCUGCCACAACGACCGGGGCCUCCGAAAUCGCCAGUAUCUGGAUCGCCCAAGUCACCCCUUCCGCCCAGCUCUCCUGUUCUAUCACCACCAAGAUCCGUGUCCCGCUCCGGGUCGGCUUCAUCAACCUCCACCAGCGUUCCAACGAUCACCACGCGCCGUCCGCCACCGCCGCCCCCCUCGCAUGUGUCGAAUCUCAAUCGUACCAAACCUCCAUCCUCGCGGGGGUCACUUAAUUCUGGUCCUGGUACUGCAUCCGCUUCAGACCGCUCCUCGAUACAGAGCCAAAGCACUGGCACAUCCACCUCGCGCACAAGCGUCAGCACACGGAGCAGCAUCGGAAAGUCUACGAAGCUUUCGCGGCCCACUCCGGUACCACCAGCGGCACGCGCGCGCUACGAGACUGUCUUCAACACGAACGUCCUCGCGCGGCGCAAGGUGGAAAAGUCCGUCGCAAGGCUGAGCAGCGGCUCGGCUUCAUCAUCUAGUCCGCGAAAGACUCGUCAGGCAGCAGGGUGGAGAGGCCUUUCUGUCGACCUUAUUACCGAUCCGAAUGUCGGCGAUAAGGCUAAGGAGGAGGAGAAGGAUGGUGCUGACGUAGAUGCCAUCGUGGGCCCGGAAGAGCGCCUCAACGGUCGAAUAGUACGGCUCAUAUGGAACGCUUCAAUGUUAGAACAAAGUAAACUCCGUGACGUAUGGGCGGAAUGUAACCCGGACUCCACUGGCAGCAUUGACCGCGACAGCUUCGUGAGAGGCAUGUGGCGAAUUGACGAGGAGCUACGGAAAGCUCAUCUUCAGGGCCGGACUACAGCACUGAGCGCUGCUUCGUCUGCUCGCCUCCCCUUCCGACCAAAACCAGUUCUGCGGUAGCGUGCUGCGUGUUAAUGUUCAUCACUCGGGAAUUUCGUCACGCUACGAUGCUUCAUUAAACGCAUUAUUACUUACUAUGGAUACCAGACACGGACUCACGCCUAGUAUUUAUCGAGUAACAUACACUAUACGAGUAAUAAUGCGCUCGACGUGUCCUGGCAUCGGUCCUUGUGAUCAUGAACGAAGUUGAGGCUACAAAGAAGACAAAAAAACACGGAAACAACGAAUGUUCUACAUAAUAUGCUUCGGCUUCGCCCCACGUGUCGCAUAGAUCUGGGCAAGCAGUCCGAGCACACCAGCAUCCUCGAGCUCGUCCUCCUCGGUGAUGCUCUCCUGCUGCGACUCGAGCGCCUUGGACGCCUUCGCAUUGCCAUCGACAUACGAUUCGCCCAGAUUGCUCCCGACACCGCCGUCCGCUGCCAGAUCCUCACUCGAAAUCUCCUGCGCCCGUGCGGUAGCCGCCGCCGCCGCCGCAGACGGCUGAGCAGGCAUCGUAAUGCUCCCCUGUGAAUCGCCCAGCACCGCCGUCUGCGCCAUCGGACCGGGGUUCACCAUGCCCGACGCGGCCGUCGACUGCCACAUCGUCGACGCCCCAAGGGUGUUGUUGUUGUUGCUCGGGCCGCCGCCGCCGCCGAGGAUGCUCGCGCCCAUCUGCUGGCGCCGGCGCAGGGCGGCGUGCUGGCUCUGGCGGAGAGCGCGGUCGUACUCCUGCGCGCGCUCGGCGAGGUCCUUCUUGUCCGGCGACAGGAUCGUCGUGCCCUCGAGCCCCGUGCCACUCCGCCGACGGCUCGGGGCCACGACCGAGGCGCUCAGGUCGGCCAUGCGGCUGAGGUAGAGCGAGCCGGACGGGUCGACGGGGUUCCAGUCUGGGUUGGCGGCUUUGAAGUUGAGGAAGCUUUUCUCCAUCUUGCCUUCGCGCGAGAGCAUGCGCUCAUCCUUGAUCUU